AUGACAUUCUCUGCCAAAUAUUUGACCUGUUUGGCGAUUUCUGCGGGGGUAUGCAAAGCUUUCGAACCUGCUUUGGACGUUGUGGGGGAGGAGGGGGGGACAUUGCCUGAUGUCCUUCCGUUGUCGAAGCUGUUUUCUGAAUUCAAAGCCGAUGCCGGAGUCUAUCGGCUGCGUGGAAGCGUUUUACCCGAGGAACGGGUGCGGUUCAACCACUACACUCUUCGAGUACGCAAAAUCGCUGAGGUCUGCGAGCAGUACAGCGGAAUACAUGAGGUGAUAUAUGAUCUCGACCCCCGGAAUGGCGGAAAACUGUUAUUUCCAUUGCUUCAGGACUUUCGCUGGUCGCAGCUAUCCGACGUCGGAGUGUCGACAUUCGCUUCCUCGGGAUUCCGAUACAAACGAAUGCUGACGUUGUGCUCGAAUUAUUGGUCCGCCUUCUACCUAUCAAAACACCGGCUUUGGAGGUGUUCCUGCUGGCUGAUUUAG
Sparassis crispa is the source of this 486-nucleotide messenger RNA. RefSeq lists its product as hypothetical. The record is from RefSeq and is a predicted model, not a curated record. Bases 1 to 486 code for a protein of 161 amino acids. The transcript is spliced from 3 exons. Lineage: Eukaryota; Fungi; Basidiomycota; Agaricomycetes; Polyporales; Sparassidaceae.